Molecule: messenger RNA, 2150 nt
Organism: Salvelinus namaycush (lake trout)
Lineage: Eukaryota; Metazoa; Chordata; Actinopteri; Salmoniformes; Salmonidae
Product: chromodomain Y-like protein
Exons: 7
Coding region: 202-1971 (589 amino acids)
Cellular component (GO): nucleus
Molecular function (GO): transcription corepressor activity
Source: RefSeq, a predicted model, not a curated record
UAGUUCCGCACACAGACCCAGAGAAAAAAAGUUCUCAUGCUGGGCUGGACAGAACACCACCCCGAGUACCUAGCUAACGUUACGAGGAUUGGGAGCACGCCAAAGACAGCUAACGUUAACUGGGCUUCAUCAAAUCUGGAGGUCCUUUUAAUAACCCAAUAAGAUUUGCUAGCCAAGUGGCGAGAGAAAUUGCAACUUAUAAUGGCCUCGGAAGAGCUUUAUGAGGUUGAGAGAAUUGUGGACAAACGGAAGAACAAGAAGGGAAAGAUUGAGUACCUGGUGCGCUGGAGGGGCUAUGGCUACGAGGGGGACACCUGGGAGCCUGAGACACACCUCUCUGCCUGUGUGGAGUUCAUCCACGAUUUUAAUCGGCAACACGGCGAAAGACAGAGAGACAGUACUUUACUGCGCUCCACUCGAAGUACUCCCAGCACCACCCACAGCCACAGUUCGAGAAACAACGCCCGCAAACAGAUCUGCAGGCCUCAGCCACCCAGUGGAGCAGGAAGCCAUGCUCUAGUAAAACACGGGAAUGACUCUUCGCCCACCACAGCAGCUACGGCCAUCUCGAAACAGUUGCCACCACUUGACGCUGGCGUGGCACACACUAGAACGAACAUGCAGCUUAACUUGAGCCAAAAGUACAGUGUUUCGGCCACCGGUGACAUUUGUAGACCUGGCUUCACAAGCGGGCCUGCGGCUUCUCCGGUGGGCACGGUGCGUCGGAGCAUGGACCUGGCGAAGUCCGGGAUCAAAAUCCUGGUACCCAAAAGCCCCAUGAGCAGCCGGGCGGACUCUGAGUCUUCGCCUAGCGAGGCGGCCCACUGUCUGGAGCAAGGGGGUCAGGAGCAGGACUCUGUGCCCCCAGAGGUGGCCCUUUUGGAAAAGCCUCCAGGGUUGUUGCUGGGGCCUGGGGAAGAAAGAGCGCGCAUGGGGACCCGGCCCAGGACUCAAAGCCCAUUAAUUCCUCAGCAAGUCCCCAUAACACCCGCAUCCAUACGCACACUCAAUGGGAAAGGUACAUCAACACUCAUGGAGGCUCUGGCGGCCAAUGGGACAGGUAGCCUGCAGAGUGCAGUGGCAGGAGUCACUGCAGUCUCCGGGGUGGCGGGGAAACGGCGCUUCGAGGAGCAGCGCUCGGUCUUCGACAAGCGCCUUCGGUUCAGCGUCCGGCAGACUGAGAGUGCCUACCGCUACAGGGACCUCGUCGUCAAGAAGCAGGAUGGCUUCACCCACAUCCUGCUCUCCACCAAGUCCUCGGAGAACAACUCACUUAACCCCGAUGUGAUGAAGGAGAUGCAGAGUGCCAUGGCCACGGCGGCGGCAGACGACAGCAAGCUGGUCCUGCUGAGCGCCGUGGGUAGCAUCUUCUGCUUCGGCCUGGACUUCAUCUACUUCAUUAGACGGCUCACCGACGACCGCAAGAAAGAGAGCAUCAAGAUGGCUGAGACCAUUAGGACAUUUGUGAACACGUUCAUCCAAUUCAAGAAGCCCAUCAUCGUAGCCGUGAAUGGACCGGCGGUGGGCCUCGGAGCCUCUAUCCUCCCGCUGUGUGACGUUGUCUGGGCCAACGAGAAAUCCUGGUUUCAGACGCCCUAUACCACCUACGGACAGACACCCGACGCUUGCGCCUCCCUCACCUUCCCUCGCAUCAUGGGCGUGGCCUCGGCCAAUGAGAUGUUGCUGAGUGGGCGGAAGCUGACAGCCCAGGAGGCCUGCGCUAAAGGCCUCGUGUCCCAGGUGCUGUGGCCCGGGACUUUCACUCAGGAGGUGAUGGUUCGCAUUAGGGAGCUAGUCACUUGUAAUUCAGUUGUCCUGCGGGAGUCCAAAGCACUGGUGCGAAACGCAAACCGGGCCGCCCUGGAGCAGGCCAAUGAACGCGAGUGCGAGGCGUUGAAGAGAGUGUGGGGCUCUUCGCAGGGGGUGGACUCCAUCCUCAAAUACCUGCAGAAGAAGAUUGAUGAGUUUUAAGGAAAGCACGUAUUCCCCCCCCCCCGUUACCAAGUUCCCAAGGAACCAGGAAAACAUGGCACUGGCAGUGCAUGGCGUUCAAUCUGCAGCCUCUCAAUAUCCCUCUUGCAUGUAUGAGAGUACAGUGCAUUCGGAAAGUAUUCAGACCCCUUGACCUUUUCCACGUUUUGUUACGUUAC